AUGGAUUACGUUCUUGGCAAAGGAGAAAGGAAGAUGGUCACCUUUAGGCAGCUUGAGAUACUGUUUGGGUUCACUAUGGAGAAGGAAACCUAUGGAACAUCAAGGAAGAUGAACUCCAAAGAGUAUGGGCUACAAUCGCUGAAGAGGGGCUCUUGCAAACACCUUCUUUGCAAGGAAAGCCACUGGACAAUCAAUGAAGGAGAAGUGAAGCUCCUUGACAUGGGAAUCAAGCCUAUCAUCUCACGCACAAGGGAUGGGAAGAAGAUCAGAGGAGAUAGGGCACAUGCAGGAAACCUCAUGCCUCUCCUUGAGCAGCUACUCGCCUACAAGGUCACGGCCUACAACACUAGGUUCCAAACGGGAAGAAAGCUUAGUGUUGGAGGGUGA
Messenger RNA from Microthlaspi erraticum, 387 nucleotides. NCBI's taxonomy places the organism in Eukaryota, Viridiplantae, Streptophyta, Magnoliopsida, Brassicales, Brassicaceae. The record is from the annotation of a GenBank genome assembly.